Paramecium sonneborni is the source of this 252-nucleotide messenger RNA. Lineage: Eukaryota; Ciliophora; Oligohymenophorea; Peniculida; Parameciidae. The record is from the annotation of a GenBank genome assembly.
AUGAUUAGAAGAAUAGGAUAUAUUAUUGAUUAUGAUUGUAAAAAUGAUUAAGAAAAACAAUAAUUUAAUACUUUUAAAAUUAAAAAUAUAAAAAAUGAAUUGAGUCCAUUGAAUAAGAUGAAAUUGAUAAGCACUAAGAUCUGCUUAAAAUAAAAUUAUAUCACUUUUAUGAGAUUAAGUAACUUCAUUUAAUUGAAGAAAAAGAAAAGCAAUUUCAAUAGCUUUCUUUUAUACAAAAAAGGAAUCUAUUGA